This is a messenger RNA of Verticillium dahliae VdLs.17, 2994 nucleotides long. RefSeq lists its product as uncharacterized. The transcript has 3 exons. Lineage: Eukaryota; Fungi; Ascomycota; Sordariomycetes; Glomerellales; Plectosphaerellaceae. The record is from RefSeq and is a predicted model, not a curated record. Gene Ontology annotation, cellular component: mitochondrial inner membrane. Bases 1 to 2994 code for a protein of 997 amino acids.
AUGAUCUCCAGAGCCGCCAAGGCCCGCGGUGUCUGCCUUCCAUGCCAACUGAGGCGCCUCGCCGGCUCGCAGCCCAGGGCACCGCCGAGAAUCAGCGCCCACCCCCUUCGCAUCGCCUCAGCUCGCCAGCUGCGUCUCUACAGUUCCGAAACCCCCUGGGAGCGCCUCGAAUCAGCCAAAGACGUUCUCGAGAAGAAGACGAAACCGGCGAGGCCUCCUUCCAAAGACGAUGCCUUGGCGUGGACCGUCGAGGCUGACAGCGAGGCCGACAGCGAAGCCGCACAAGACAGUCUCGCCAAUACCACUGUGACGCGGCCCCCCUCGAAAGACGACUCGCUGGAAUGGCUCGACCAGCUUGAGCCCUCUGGGCCUGAAGAGUACCUCGAACCAGAGUACCUCGAACCAGAGUCCGACCGCCGCCGAGAACCAAGACGGCGCACGGCGCGCGGCGCCUCUGCCAACUACACACCCCGAGACGUCGACGCCGCGCCAGACGGCCGGCCUCCGCAGCCAGGCGAAACAAAGGAGAGGGUCCAUCACGGACGCAUCGGCCACCGCCGCGUCACGCUGCAGCCCGAGGCGCUGGACGUCGAGAUUCUCGGCCAGAGGGCGCACACCAUUGUCAUGCGGGACAACCUGCGACCGAAGCCGCGGCGCGCCAUCGAGGAGGCCGCCGAGGAGGCCGCAAUGACCGAAGAGGAGGCCGACGCCGCCAUGCGCGCCAGGGUCGACGCCCUCAUGGACAGGGCGUCGCCGGACGAGGCCCUCGCCAACAUGGAGGAGCUGCGCCCGCAGACGCGCCUGCUGUCGGCCAACGAGUUCUGGGCGCUGCACGACGUGCUCUGCGAGGGCUUCACCAGCGCCCAGCUGGCCCAUUACGUGCGCGCCAACAAGAGGACGGCGCCGCUGGCACGGGGCUCUUCGUCGGCGGCGGACGUACGGCCGCCCCGGUCUUGGAUGGCACGUCCCUAUGCCCUGCGGCCUGUCGAGGACCUGCAGCUGCCCGCCGGCGCCUCGGUCAAGUCCCGUGCCGUCUUUACGCUCAUGCGGACGACGUGGAUGCUGGACAUAUGGGAGCGCGUCGAGGCUCUCAACGAGGUCGACAUCGUCUUCAAGGACCCCUCCGUGGCUGCCGCUCUGCACACCGGCCACGAGGGUCUCGAUCGCAUCGGCCGUCUGAGGCGCGAGCUCCUCCAGGCCGGCGAGUCGCUGACCUUUGGAGACGCUUCGGCGCAGCUGCGCAUCGUCGCGAGACGGGCGGCGGCCGAGGCCAUCAUUGACAGCAUCGACGGCCUCGUCGCGGCCGUCUCGACCGAAUCCUUUGUGCUGUGCCCGCCCCGGUCUGCCAAGACGGACGCCGGUGCCACCUUGAGGGACACUCUGCACGAGCUGGGACGCCUGACCAAGACGACGCUCGUGCUGGAGGACUCUGGACUGGUACGCGUCAAGUGGAUCAAGUCACAAAACGAUCUGGAGCUGGGUGGACACCAUCUCGAGCACAUGGGCCACAUUCUCUGGCGCCUCUUGUACACGGCGCACGCUCAGACGCCCUCGACCGCCCUCCUCGCCCAAGACUUCAUCUCCGCCAGCGGCGUCCUGAACCCCGUGGCCAACGCCGAGGACCGAUGGCCGUGGAAGAACAGACUCGGCGACUGGUCGCGCUGGAUCCUGCCGGUGACCCGUGAUGCCGACGCCCUCGUCAGCACGCAGGCCCUGGUCGAUCGCCUGCCCACCAUGAUCGAGCGCGCCACGCCCGAGCCUGAGACGAGCAGCGACCCAAACACGCCAUGGAGUGCCUUUGAGCAGAACGUCUCGACGACCUUUGGCCAUGUCCUCUUCGACCACGACAACGGAACGCUCGACGUCAAGAACCUCCAGACCCAGGAUGACGGAGUGGCCGUGCUUGCACCCGCCAAGGACGGCGUGUCCCGACAGCGCAUCUUCUCCGCCGUCGUGCCGAGCCCCGCCGGCCUCGCCGCUCUCAACAAUCUAGCGCCUGCGACCCCUGCGUCGACCACCAUGAUCCUCCGCUUCGCCACGAGCCCAGCCUCGACAGGCGCGCGAUACCUUUUCGACCCCGCCGACGGCGCGACGCAGAUCCACGCAUCCACUGCUCCGGCCUCCCAUCUCGAGAUUCAUGUCGCCGUGCCGGACGAGCUCCCCGCCGAUGGCCGCCUCACCUGGGACGCCAGCCCGACGAAACACGUCCGCGCCAUCUCCAACGAAUCUCUCAUCGACGUGCCCCUGCCAGACCGCCCCGUCGACCUGCGCCUCGCCACGACGUCCGUCUCGUCGCUCAUUGAUGUCGACGCCGUGCCGGCGCUGCGCGCCUUCAUCGACGCCUCCCAUCUCGACCUCGUCUCCGGCAACCUCCGCACGCCGCCACGCCUGUUCAUCCCCGAGGACCAGCUCGCGCCGCUCGCGCAGUCGUCUGCCGAGGGCCGCGACGCCCCAAGCAGCCGCACCGGCCGCAAGCCCAAGGCCGCGGACGACGUGUUUGCGCACCGCAGCGGGUGCAGGACGUUUGAGUUUCUCGGCCUCGAGGUGCGCCGCGCCGUCGAGCUCGACUACGAGGGACACAAGCUCCGAUACGCCAGCGUCGAGGCUGGUCUGCACGGCGGACGGCGCGCUGAGCUGGCGCUCGACAUGGGCUUGCUUGGGAAGGGCGGCGACGAGGCGGAGCACAGGGCGCGCUAUGUUGGGUUGGCGCGACGGCUUGCUGACGGGGAGCUUGUGACGUGGGCGCAGGGGGGGCGGGCUGUGGGCGAGACGGAGCUGGGGCUUGGGGACGAGCUGGUUCUGACCGGGCCUGUGGAGCACGAAGCAGAGCAGCCGGUUUUGGAGGAGAGAGUUUCAGAGGACGCAGAGGAGUCGACUCUUGGUGAGAGACUUGCAGACCAUGAAGCGGAGGAGCCGCUGGGAGAGCGGCAGCAAGACGGCGAGCGGCAGGUGGCGCACGAAACGGAGCAUGCCAGGGAGCAUGUUCCCCGGUAG